UACCAGACGCUUGUCGGCAGCGCAUGGAGGUUACGUGUACUAAAUGUUUCUAAAUUAUGAUGGAAAUGUCGAGUCGACAGCAAUUGUAUCCGACGAUUACUAAUAGUAUUAACGAAGAGGCGGACUCUGAGAGUCGAACAUGUGGAAAGAUCCUAGUGUUCCUGUCGUGGGUGCUCGUCUGCCUCACUAUGCCAUUUUCCCUCUUCAUCUGCUUCAAGGUGGUACAGGAGUACGAGCGGGCUGUAAUCUUUCGGUUGGGACGACUUCUAUCAGGAGGGGCGAAGGGGCCAGGCAUUUUCUUCAUCUUGCCGUGUAUUGACACCUAUGCCCGCGUGGAUCUGAGAACCAGGACAUAUGACAUCCCGCCCCAAGAGGUCCUUACCAAAGACUCAGUUACCGUAUCAGUAGAUGCUGUGGUUUACUACCGGGUCCACAAUGCUACAAUAUCAAUUGCUAAUGUGGAAAACGCUCAUCACUCGACUCGGCUCCUCGCUCAGACAACUCUUCGCAAUACUAUGGGCACACGCCCGCUCCAUGAGAUCUUAAGCGAACGUGAGACCAUCUCCGGGACCAUGCAGCUUUCGCUUGAUGAGGCCACGGAGGCCUGGGGCAUCAAGGUGGAACGCGUCGAAAUCAAAGACGUGCGUCUGCCGGUUCAGCUUCAGCGCGCUAUGGCCGCUGAAGCUGAGGCUGCAAGGGAAGCUAGGGCAAAAGUCAUCGCCGCGGAGGGAGAGCAAAAGGCCUCACGGGCCCUACGGGAGGCCUCUGAGGUCAUCGGAGACAGUCCUGCCGCACUACAACUACGCUAUCUACAGACUCUGAACACCAUUUCCGCAGAGAAAAACUCCACCAUCGUUUUUCCCCUUCCCAUCGAUAUGAUUACAUAUUUCCUGCGGGCUAAAGAAGACGCCCAAAGCAAUCUAUGAAAAUUUGACCUUGGUUUGCUAAACGGUACUCUGAUUUAAAAUAACUUAAUAUUUAAUUAAAAAUCUUUAGAAUAUAUUCCAGGUUCUUAUUAGAAAAUGUAGAAUCGUAGAAAAAUAUUUAAUGUACAGUCUUGGACGAUUUAUUAUUA
This is a messenger RNA of Spodoptera litura, 1075 nucleotides long. Its product is annotated as band 7 protein AGAP004871. Lineage: Eukaryota; Metazoa; Arthropoda; Insecta; Lepidoptera; Noctuidae. The record is from RefSeq and is a predicted model, not a curated record. Gene Ontology annotation, cellular component: plasma membrane.